UGACACUUUUGACAGCUGAUGGGACAGGUGUUUGUUUUUGGUUUGCUGAAAUUGUAAUUAAAAUCUACGCUUUCCGUGAAUUGUCAUCAAAUAGCUAUCAGAGAUAAGACAAAAAUAAUUUUUAAACUAUUUUUUUCCAAAAAAUUCUAGUGAGAAUUUUAUGAUGUCUCUGGAAAAUAAGUAUAAUCUUAAGAGUCCAGGAGUCAAACGGUUGAUGAGAGAAGCUAUUGAACUAGCAAACCCUACGGAAGAAUACUAUGCUUGUCCCUUAGAAGACAAUUUAUUUGAAUGGCAUUUUACAGUACGCGGCCCUCCUUCUACAGAAUUUGAAGGAGGUUUCUAUCACGGCAGGAUUUUGCUACCCUCACAGUAUCCUAUGCAACCACCCAACAUAAUAUUACUAACUCCCAAUGGAAGAUUUGAAGUGAACAAAAAGAUUUGUUUAUCGAUAUCAGGACACCAUCCCGAAAGUUGGCAACCGUCAUGGUCAAUUCGAACAGCUCUGUUGGCAUUAAUAGCAUUUAUGCCGACACCAGCAGCUGGUACUAUCGGAUCUUUGGAUUAUACAGCUGAAGAACGACAAAUUCUUGCCAAAAAAUCUAAGUCAUGGGAAUGUCCCACUUGUGGUAAAAUAUCUGAGAAACUGUCAUCACAAAAUGGUACCAGCCCUGAAUUAACCCAAGAGGAGUCCUCUUUAUUGAAACAAAUUGCCCUCAAGGCAGAAGAAGAAGCUAAUCGAAAGGAACCGAAAGUUGAACAGAAACAGAGCGAGACCAGUACACAAAAUAAUGUUGAAAAUGCGGAAAUACGUCAAAGGAUUGCCGCUACUGCAGUCAUAACUAACACCGAUUCCACACGUGGACCAGUUUCAGACAUUUUAUUAGAAACUUCAAUAGAGAGAAGCAACAAAGAUAAAUUUUGGACAGCAGCUAUUUGGAUAAUUGUAACCGUCAUAACUCUUCUUGUUAUUAGGCGAAUUUUUUUCCUAUAAUAAGGUAUGUACAUAAAUAAUAGUAAAUUUUAUAUUGUGAAAUACUGUUUAUUUAUUAUCUACCAAACUGUAUUAUAUUGUUGGCAUUAUGAGGCAUAUUGUUGAUGGUGCAAAUCAUAAAUGUUUGCUACCAAUUCCGUUUUUAUUAUAAGUUGUAAAUGUAGAAGAUAUGUAUAUGAUUAUUUGUAUAUUAGAUAGGGCGAGACAAGAAAGUUUUAAAAUAAAAUAUUCAGAGGAA
Messenger RNA from Anoplophora glabripennis (Asian longhorned beetle), 1229 nucleotides. Its product is annotated as ubiquitin-conjugating enzyme E2 J1. Lineage: Eukaryota; Metazoa; Arthropoda; Insecta; Coleoptera; Cerambycidae. The record is from RefSeq and is a predicted model, not a curated record. The coding region runs from base 161 to 991 and encodes 276 amino acids. The transcript is spliced from 5 exons.